UCCUGACUCACCGAUACCACUGAGUGGUUAAUUCUACGAAUGGGGGUUUUGACAGUACGAAGAAACGGGGAUGCCUGAGCUGCACGGCAAAGGUACGGGGGGGUAUUUAUAGAGAGGGAAGAGACGUUGGGAAGUAGUAGGUGAAGAAUAUACUCUUAAGAAAUAUCUUCUCAGUCAGAACGAAACUUCCACAAGACAAAAGCCCACAUAUAAUCCCAUCAAAAAGAGAGUCAACAAUGAAUCCACCUCCGUACUCGCCUUCCUCCUCCCCCGCUCUCCCCCUUCUCGACGAAAAAGUCUCCUUCUACCCGGAACAUCUCCUCCAGCGCGGGCUCCAGAUCCCCUCGCGAGAUGACCGUCCCUCCUCGGGCUUUCCCUAUCCCACCCUCCUGACCGCAUACAAUGUGACGCCCCACCACUGGGAGCAGUUCACUCGCGAGAUCACCGACGCCGCCCGCAUGACCCGUCGCCAGUGGAAGACCGUCGUCGGCCAGGGGCUAGGCGUCCUGGCCGUGGGCGGCCUGAUGGUCGGCGCCCUGGGGGCCAUCCCCGCCUGGUGGGUGACGCGACGGGCCCAGCGUAACCGGGAGGAGCAGAAUCUGAUCCACGCGACGACAGGAUCGGCGUCGUCACCAGUGCCGGGCGAAGAGGAGGAUGGAAGAGUAGACCGCGAGGUGAUGGCGCUGGCCGACAAGAUCCAGCAAUGGAACGGCACCUUCUUUGAGCCACGGGGAAUCUUGGUGCGUGUGGACCUGCCAUGGGAGGCACUAGAGGAUUUAGAAAACAUGGAUGUUAGUCUAAAGGGCAAGCGAGGCGAAGCGGAGAACGUGUCGGCGACAAAUCCGGAAAAGUGGCAGGGUAAGGCGUCGCGGCGGGCGCGGAUUGUGCUGAUUCCGUUGGAUAGAGGGGUGCAGUAAAGCCAGAAAAUUGCAAUAAAAAGUCAAAUCGUCACGUCGUUG
Messenger RNA from Aspergillus candidus, 959 nucleotides. RefSeq lists its product as uncharacterized. NCBI's taxonomy places the organism in Eukaryota, Fungi, Ascomycota, Eurotiomycetes, Eurotiales, Aspergillaceae. The transcript has a single exon. The record is from RefSeq and is a predicted model, not a curated record. The coding region runs from base 237 to 917 and encodes 226 amino acids.